UUUUGCCUUUGUGAUUCUGUAACGUGAACUAAUGGAAGCAGGCACUCAGAGGGCAACAGCGGUGCGUAGAGAAGGUUGACUGAGUGAGGUGUAUGAUUCACACUGGGCUAACAGUAGUUAGCAAGAGCUCACUGAAAAGUUUGAUACAAAAUGUACUUUAACCAGCCAGCUACCAGACACGGAGACUGUACUGCAAGCAUACAGGACAGACUAUUUGACAGUAUUGACAGAUGAAUUGGGAUUUGUUUUUACAAGUUCAGAGCUAGCUAACGUAAGCUAGCUAGUGUUAGCUAGCUGCUAGCAAACAACACCUCACAGCCAGCGAAUCGAAUCAAGUGCUAAUAGACACGUUUUGGUAACUUCACCGGUACACAUUCUUUGGAAAAGCAAGCAACACCAUUGAGAAAGGGGAGACCAUGUCAGCAACAUCAUGACAGACAGGGAAGAGGCGCUUUAGCACCCUGACCACAAGGUAAGGUGCCAUGGAUGUGUUACAGCAGCUACCUUCCCCUGAGCACCUUGAACAGGUGAAUGGGGAGACUAGGACAGGCCCGCAGCCCCUAUGUGGCCCAAACUCUCCACAUCCCCUGGACACGGCAGCUGAUGAUAUAUGGACUGCAAGGGAGGUGGAGGCAGUGGCCCCUGACUUUGGAGGGUUGACGGACCUGCAGGAGCUGGGGGUUGAUGAGGGUGAAGGCAGUGGGGCAGAGAGGCCGAGGUCCCCCAUCUCGAGGGUAUCAUGGAAUGGGACUGGCAGCCAACAGAAUGGAGAGAAUGGAGAGAAGGGAGGAGGGGAAGAGGAGGGACUGGAGAAGGACAAGACUAGAUACAGCAGACAAGACAGUCCUGCUGCUGAUAACAACUAUACAGACCUGUCUCACACGUCGUCUCCCUCGCUGUCGGAGCAGCUGCGUCUGGGACGGGAUGAGGCCACAGGGCCUGGUAUCAACGUGGAGUGUAGGAUCUGUGCUGACAAAGCUUCAGGGUUCCACUACGGUGUGCAUGCCUGCGAGGGCUGCAAGGGCUUCUUCCGGCGGACCAUUCGGAUGAAGCUGGAGUACGAGCGCUGUGAGAGAGCCUGUAAGAUCCUGAAAAAGAACCGUAAUAAGUGCCAGUACUGCCGCUUCCAGAAGUGCCUGGCCCUGGGCAUGUCCCAUGACGCGAUCCGGUAUGGGCGUAUGCCGGGGGCUGAGAAGAAGAAGCUAGUGGCUGGCCUGCUAGCAGAGGAGCUGGACCCCCACCACCUUGGUGGCUCAGACCUCAAGACCCUGGCUAAACAGGUGUACCAAGCCUACCUGAAGAACCUCAUUAUGACCAAGAAGAAAGCCCGCAGCAUCCUCACCGGCAAGACCAGCUGCACAUCGCCAUUUGUGAUCCAUGAUGUAGACACCCUGUGGCAAGCAGAGAGUGGUCUAGUGUGGAACCAGUUAAUCCCGGGCGCGCCCCUCACAAAGGAGAUAGGGGUACACGUGUUUUAUCGCUGUCAAUGCACCACGGUGGAGACGGUACGAGAGCUAACUGAGUUCGCCAAGAACAUCCCAGGGUUUGUGGAUCUCUUCCUCAACGACCAGGUGACACUACUGAAGUAUGGCGUCCACGAGGCCAUCUUCGCCAUGCUGCCCUCCCUCAUGAACAAAGAUGGCCUCCUGGUGGCCAAUGGGAAGGGCUUUGUGACCCGGGAGUUCCUGAGGAGCCUCCGUAAACCAUUCAGUGAGAUCAUGGAGCCCAAGUUUGAGUUUGCUGUGAAGUUCAAUGCUCUGGAGCUGGAUGACAGUGACCUGGCUCUGUUUGUGGCCAUUAUCAUCCUGUGUGGAGACCGCCCAGGGCUAAUGAACGUGAAGCAGGUCGAACAGAGUCAGGACGGUAUUCUCCAGGCCUUGGACCAGCACCUGCAGGCCAACCACCAGGACUCCCUCUACCUCUUCCCCAAGCUGCUGAACAAGAUGGCCGACCUCAGACAGCUUGUCACAGAGAACGCCUUGCUGGUGCAGAAGAUCAAGAAGACCGAGUCGGAAACCUCUCUGCACCCUCUACUACAGGAGAUCUAUAAGGACAUGUACUGACUGGACUAAACCAGACUGAACAUGUACUGACUGGGCUAAACCAGACUGAACUGAACUGGACUGGGACUUCUGCUAGUGCAGGAUUUCUACAAGGACAUGUACUCGUCUCCUCAGAAGUAGUGCACAACAUAAGGAAUAGGUUGUCAUUUCAGACACACCCCUAGUCUGAGACCUCAUUGCUCCCGCUACUGCAGGAGCUCAACAAGAACAUGACUGGACACAGUGGCCUAAACCGGACCAACUCGGACUAGACUUUGUUGCAUCUGCUCCUACAGGAAUUGGACUAAACCAGAUUUAACAGGAUCGGACCGUACCUUGCUGCACUCUCUACUGUAGGAGAUCUAUAAAGACAUUCAUGUACUAGUCCUCCUCAUAAGCAAAGCCACACUGUUCAAUUCAAUACUUUAUUGUCCCCUUAGAGCAAACCCUGUCUUAGCAAAUAUUGUCCCCUUAGAGCAAAUACUGACUGUUGUUGACAGCAAUAUGUUUACAUAAUGAUGUUAUGUAUAUAUUAAUGUACAAUACCAAUCAAAUGUUUGGACACACCUACUCAUUCCAGGGUUUUUCUUUAUUUUUACUAUUUUCUAUAUUGUAGAAUAAUAGUUUAGACAUCAAAACUAUGAAAUAACACACAUAGAAUCAUGUAGUAACCAAAAAAGUGUUAAUCAAAUUAAAAUAUGUUUUAAAUUUGAGAUUAUUUAAAGUAGCCACCCUUUGACAGCGUUGCACACUCUUGGCAUUCUCUCAAACAGCUUCAUGAGGUAGUCACCUGGAAUACAUUGCAAUUAACAGGCGUGCCUUGUUAAAAGUUAAUUUGUGGAAUUUCUUUCCUUAAUGUGUUUUAGCUAAUCAGUUGUGUUGUGACAAAGUAGGAGUGGCAAGAACAGCUCAAAUAAGUGAAACAACAGUCCAUCAUUACUUUAAGACAUGAAGGUCAGUCAAUCUGGAAAAUUUCAAGAGCUUUGAAUGUUUCUUCAAGUGCAGUCGCAAGUGCUAUGAUGAAACUGGUUCUCAUGAGGACCGCCACAGGAAAGGAAGACCCAGAGUUACCUCUGCUGCAGAGGAGAAGUUCAUUAGAGGUAACUGCACCUCAGAUUGCAGACCAAAUAAAUGCUUUACAGAGUUCAAGUAACAGACACAUCUCAACAUCAACUGUUCAGACUGCGUGAAUCAGGCCUUCAUGGCCGAAUUGCUGCAAAGAAACCACUACUAAAGGAUACCAAUAAGAAGAAGAUACUUUCUUGGGGCAAGAACACGAGCAAUGGACAUUAGACCGGUGGAAAUCUGUCCUUUUGGUUCCAAACGCCAUGUCUUUGUGAGACGCGGAGUAGGUUAACGGAUGAGCUCUGCAUGUGUGGUUCCAACCGUGAAGCAUGGAGGAGGAGGUGUGAGGGUGCUUUGCUGGUGACGCUCAGUGAUUUAUUUAGAAUUCAGGGCCCACUUAACCAGCAUGGCAACCGAAGCAUUCUGCAGUGAUACGCCAUCCCAUCUGGUUUGGGCUUAGUGGGACUAUCAUUUGUUUUCAACAGGACAAUGACCCAAAACACACCUCCAGGCUGUGUAAGGGCUAUUUGACCUAGAAGGAGAGUGAUGGAGUGCUGCAUCAGAUGACCUGGCCUCCACAGUCCCCCGACCUCAACCAAAUUGAGAUGGUUUGGGAUGAGAUGGAUCACAGAGUGUAGGAAAAGCAGCCAACAAGUGCUCAGCAUAUGUGGAAACUCCUUCAAGACGGUUGGAAAAGCAUUCCUCAUGACGCUGGUUGAGAUAAUGCCAAGAGUGCAAAGCUGUCAUCAUAGCAAACGGUGGCUACUUUGAAGAAUAUAAAAUAUUAUUUGAUUUAUCGCUUCAUACACUACACUUUUUUUGGUUACUACAUGAUUCCAUGUGUUAUUUCAUAGUUUUGAUAUCUUCACUAUUAUUCUACAAUGUAGAAAAUAGUACAAUUAAAGAAAAAUCCAUGAAUGAGUAGGUGCUGCUGUAGGGAUUUCGCUAAUGGAGGUAACACUAACACUAAUGGAGUUACGAGACCAAUUAUGUAGACCUAUUCUUCCAGAGUAAUGUUGUGAAUGGGUACUACUACCCUAAUUGAGUCUGUUGCCAAAACCUGGCAAACCUUUUUUUAACAGGUUUCACUUCACAUUAUGACUAAAAUUUUGUCGUCUCAUGAAUGCAUUUGGAGGUUUGCUGUUAAGGAAAUUGUUUAUUCAGGUUACAAAGUAUUUAUAAGUUCUAAAGAGACUAUAUAGAAGUUUCUUAACAACAUGGUGCAGGUCAAAAGGAAAAUGGGAUGGUGCAGGUCAAAAGGAAAAUGGGAUGGUGCAGGUCAAAAGGAAAAUGGGAUGGUGCAGGUCAAAAGGAAAAUGGGAUGGUGCAGGUCAAAAGGAAAAUGGGAUGGUGCAGGUCAAAAGGAAAACGGGAUGGUGCAGGUCAAAAGGAAAACGGGAUGGUGCAGGUCAAAAGGAAAACGGGAUGGUGCAGGUCAAAAGGAAAACAGGAAACAGAUGUUAAUCAAUAUGGAUAGUGUUAGAGUUCGAAAAACGAGUUAUUAACAUAAACUUGAGCCUCUACCUUUCCUUGGUUAUACUGUAUUCAACUGAAUAUUUGUUAACAUUUUCAUACUUCUCUCAGAAUCGUUUCAUACACUACUGGUACUGUUAGCAGUAGAGCAAUUGUUUUAGGGAAUUUAAUUGUAGUUAGGGAAUAAAAAAAAGUUAAUGAAUAAUGUUCACCAGAAUAAUGGUGGUAAUUUUGUUAGAUUGUACAGAUGUGUGCUCUUUGGUUUAUCCAAGUGGUGAGUUGUAAUGUUAUAAUAUACCUGGGUACACAAAUUAUAAAUGUAUAGAUAAUUAUGACAACUAAUGACACAAAGUCUUACGUAAGUUUUUAAGGCUGUCAUCUUUCAGUGAUCAUCGGUUAUGGACAGGUACCACUGUGAAAUGUGACUACCCCCAACAUGUUUUCUAAAAUACUGAAGUAAUAUUUUCUAGAUGAGUUUGGCCUUUUACUUUGAGAGGUGUGAUUCUGUAUCUAAUCUAGAUUGAUGGAGAACCAGCAAAGGACCAGUCCUUAAACCUUAGUGUAUUACUUACGUUACUGGUACAUGUAAUGUAGUGGUGCCUGCCUAUCUUACCACGACUCAGGACAGACAACGUGGCUGCUUUGUGGAUUAAAGAUAUGUCUGGCAUAAUACAUUUGAAUAAUGAGAGAUGAAUAUCAAGACCAAAAUCACACCUUUGAACUCUGCAUCCACUCAGGACUAUAAUGUACAACACUGAACAAACUACUUUUUCAAGGAUUUUAUGUAUUCUAUCUAUAAUUUCAUUAUUGUUUCUAGGUCUGCACUCUCUGGGGUUGGGACUUUAAUAAAUGCAAAAUAGCAAAUAAAAAGUGUUUUAUGUAAA
This is a messenger RNA of Oncorhynchus keta (chum salmon), 5464 nucleotides long. RefSeq names its product peroxisome proliferator-activated receptor delta b (gene ppardb). The transcript is spliced from 8 exons. The record is from RefSeq and is a predicted model, not a curated record. Bases 483 to 2063 code for a protein of 526 amino acids. Gene Ontology annotation, cellular component: nucleus. NCBI's taxonomy places the organism in Eukaryota, Metazoa, Chordata, Actinopteri, Salmoniformes, Salmonidae. Gene Ontology annotation, molecular function: zinc ion binding; nuclear receptor activity; RNA polymerase II cis-regulatory region sequence-specific DNA binding. Gene Ontology annotation, biological process: regulation of lipid metabolic process; cell differentiation; negative regulation of transcription by RNA polymerase II.